This is a messenger RNA of Zerene cesonia (dogface butterfly), 1817 nucleotides long. RefSeq names its product GMP reductase 1-like. Lineage: Eukaryota; Metazoa; Arthropoda; Insecta; Lepidoptera; Pieridae. The record is from RefSeq and is a predicted model, not a curated record. Gene Ontology annotation, molecular function: GMP reductase activity. Gene Ontology annotation, biological process: nucleotide metabolic process. The transcript has 8 exons. The coding region runs from base 117 to 1157 and encodes 346 amino acids. Gene Ontology annotation, cellular component: GMP reductase complex.
ACGUAAAGUAAAACGCUACUCGAGUUAGUAGUCGAUACGUCGCGCGGGGAACAGUGUCUCGACUCGUAGUUUUUAUUUUAAGAAAAAUAAAUAUAGGCUGAAGUCUUCACAGCAAAAUGCCAAAUAUUAUAAACGAGGUUAAAUUAGACUUUAAGGAUGUGUUACUAAGACCGAAAAGAAGCACACUGAACAGCAGAAAUGACGUGGAUUUAUUCCGCGAGAUCACAUUCCGGAACUCUGGGCAGACGUACCGGGGCGUGCCCGUGAUGGCCAGCAACAUGGACACUGUUGGAACAUUCGAGAUGGCUCGGGAACUAUCCAAGCAUGGCCUAUUCACCUGCAUCCACAAGUAUUAUACACUAGAGGAAUGGAAGAAGUUCGCGGAGGAGCACUCGGAAUGCUUAGAACAAAUGGCCGCAAGUUCGGGCACAGCAGAAGCAGACUUCGACAGGCUGUCUGAGAUUCUGAAUAACGUGAAAGAGCUGAAAUUCGUCUGCCUGGACGUGGCCAACGGAUACUCGCAGCAUUUCGUUGAAUACGUGAGACGAGUUCGGGCUGCCUUCCCUAGACAUACCAUCAUCGCUGGCAACGUCGUGACUGGUGAAAUGGUAGAAGAACUUAUUUUAUCCGGCGCUGAUAUUAUUAAGGUGGGCAUAGGCCCAGGCUCUGUCUGCACAACUAGAAUAAAAACUGGAGUGGGCUAUCCGCAAUUAUCUGCUGUGAUCGAAUGUGCAGACGCCGCUCACGGUCUAAAGGGACAUAUUAUAUCGGACGGCGGCUGCACGUGCCCCGGCGAUGUAGCCAAAGCGUUCGGCGCAGGCGCAGACUUCGUGAUGGCGGGCGGCAUGUUCGCGGGGCACGACCAGUGCGGCGGCGAGGUGGUCACCAAGCCUGAUGGGAGGAAGGUCAAGCUGUUCUAUGGGAUGUCGUCAUCCACGGCGAUGCUGAAGCACUCUGGCGGGGUCGCGGAGUAUCGGUCUUCGGAAGGUAAGACGGUAGAAGUGGAAUAUAGAGGUGACGUAGGUGUGACAGUGAAGGAUAUCCUCGGCGGCCUCAGGUCCACCUGCACCUACGUGGGCGCCGCGAAGCUGCGGGAGCUGCCGCGAAGAGCCACGUUCAUCAGAUGUUGUAGGCAAGUAAACGACACCUUCUCUUAAAUUAUGCGCGCCUAGUACUUUACGCAGAUUUUUACUUGAUUUUAAUUUUUUCUUUUUUUUUCGUAUAGCGACUGUUAUUUUUAAGUUUUUUUUGGUUCCUAUAGUGAUAGUUAGUGAUCUGAUUUUUGAGACAAAAAAGAAUCUUCUAUGCCGAUAAUAUACUUGAUGUUAUUUUUGACAUGGUGCUAAAUUGUAACAAUAGUUUUGAUAUGUUUGUUUAUGAGACUAAUUGUAUCGUUUAUUGAUUAUUCUAUAGUUAUUAAGAUUUGCGAUAUUUAUUCUAAACGCAAUUAUGGCAGCCUUUGAAAUUGUUAAACACGUUUUAAACUAUAAACAAUAUAUACAUAUUGUAAUUUGUAUUGUAGAGCGUAAUAUCUGAAUGCUAUGUAGGCCUAGAAAUUAUAGAUAUAGAUAGCUGAAAUUUUCUAAAAUUAAAUUUUAAUAAUGUCCAUUAUAUAAUAGAAUUGUCAUAAACGUUAAAAUUCUGCUUUCAAAUUAAUUAUAGAACGUUAUUUAAUUUUUUAAUUGAGUUUCCUUUUUUGAAAAUCAUUUAUUUAUGUAUAAGGCGAAAGCACAAUUACUUAUUUUCGUUAAAAUUAGUUGAUAAGUUAUUUAAGAUGUGACAUUUAAAUGAUCAAACAAAAUAAAAGAAAUAAAUUA